Molecule: messenger RNA, 568 nt
Organism: Schistocerca piceifrons (Central American locust)
Lineage: Eukaryota; Metazoa; Arthropoda; Insecta; Orthoptera; Acrididae
Exons: 3
Coding region: 17-568 (183 amino acids)
Source: RefSeq, a predicted model, not a curated record
CUCAACAGCUGUAACAAUGCAUCCAGGGGACGUAGCUGCAAGGUUGCUGCUUUUUCUGGCAGCAAAUGGGACCGCGGUCCUCGAUUGUUUCUGCAACCACGUUAACGGCGGAUACCAAAGCAACGGCCUGAACGGACUCAACUUCGGUGAAAUAACGAUAUGGCUGAACUACUGCCACUAUCCGAGAGCUUACUCGCUGUUGGAGACGUGCGAGAACCUCGACGCGCUGUUGGCCGUGGUGCCUGCGGUGGCAAGCCUGGUGCAGCCGCCCACAGACGUGGGGCAGUGCGCCGGUGCCCCGGCUGUGAUCCGGGGGCUCACGGGACACACGCCCAGGGACGAGGCGUUCACCACGGAACACCAGUGCCUCGUCGCUGACGACUGCAUCGACUCCUGUUACGCGCAGGGGUUGGACGGCGUGGAAUGGGACCUGGAAACGCUGGCAACAGAUCAUCUGAGACGUCCUGCACGUUGUUUACCGCAUCUCGAAAGCUAUAAGAGCCGCGAUUGGAUGUGCCGAUGUGCAUCCAUGGAAUGUGCAUCAGAAGAACUUGCCCAAAAGUGGUGA